Phacochoerus africanus (Common warthog) is the source of this 7063-nucleotide messenger RNA. RefSeq names its product USP6 N-terminal-like protein. The record is from RefSeq and is a predicted model, not a curated record. The coding region runs from base 4005 to 5612 and encodes 535 amino acids. The transcript is spliced from 20 exons. Lineage: Eukaryota; Metazoa; Chordata; Mammalia; Artiodactyla; Suidae.
GGAUCAAACCUGCUUCCUCAUGGAUAUUAUUCAGGGUCUUAACCUGCUGACCUACAAUGGGAAAUACCUACACAUGUGUUUCUGAAAUGUGUUUGUUUUUGCUUUUGUUUGUUUGGCCAUGUCUGCAGCAUGCAUAAAUUUCUGGGCCAGGAAUCAAACCUAUGCCACAGUAGCAACCCAAGCCCCUGCACUGACAACACAGAAUCCUGAACCCCCCCCAAAAAAUGCCAGCCUUACAUGCAUUUAGGUAGAACUUUUUUUUUUUUUUUGCUUAGAAUCACUACUUUCAAAGAGUAAGUGAGGCUGUUUUACAAUUAUUGUAGUGACUGCCAUACUGGGCUUUAUUUUUAAUGUCUUACUUUACAUCGUUUGCACCUCAUCUUUCUUUUGUUUUCUGUGAUAUAAUCAUGAAAUCUAUCCUUUUGACUUUUGCAUGCACAGGACAGGAGCAUCUCUAGAACUGAUGCUUUCUGCCACACAUGUUUAAACUGAUUUCAUUCUGGGGCCUGUGCUCUGUGUCCAGGAGCUGUCCAGGGCACAGAGAACUAGAACAGAGGCCACCCAGCCCAUGUGAACUUAGAAACAGUGGAAAUCAGAAUAUUUUAAAGUGGUUCAUGGGUGCUGAGUGAAGAGAAAACUGGAGCAGGGGAGUGGGAGCAGGGCUCCCUGAGACAUUGUCCCAAGGAAGGUGGUGAUGGUGGGUGUGAUUGGUAGGGUAUCCAGGCCUGUGUGGCUGCUGUUCUAGGGGCAGGAUACAAGUUAAAGGGCAAGAGCCCAAAGCAGGAGGACUGGCUGAGCAGGAUCAACCCAUGGCCAUGGUCAACCUCAGUUCUCCUCUAUUUCCUUGACAGUGGGGGACCUCAUCUGACACCCUUAGGGGAAGAGGCAGUGAGUUGAUGCUCCAGGAUCCCCAGCCACUCAAGCCUUGGGAGGUGGGCAACCCCUCCUGCUGACCCAUACGGGACUGAACUUCCCUCAUGUGGUCGCCAUAUCCAAACCCCGGCAGCCAGGAGGGUAGGUGAUGGGAAGGGCUGUGGAUUCCUGGCCUGCUGGACAGUACUGGACCAGUGCCCAUACCCCUCUGUACCCUCAGCACAUACCUAGGUGAGGGAGGGAGGGAGAAUGGGCAGCAGCCAUGCCUGCUCCACCCCAUGCUGUGGGUGAAAGUGAUGAGUUUCUUGUGUGCAGGGUGGGUCAGCUGGGCCCAGAGGAGGAGCCAGAUGCCCACCCACACAGCACAUUUGCAUGAUCACAUGCAGAAAGCAUACAUGUGCCACUGUCAGAGGCAGGGCUAGAGGGGGCACCUGUACCAGGUGACUUUGCUGUAAUCCAGGCCACCAGCCCUAUGGGCUGGCCUGGGUCCACCAGUGGCCUUAAUCACUUUUUUUUUUAACUUAUUUUUUUUAGGGCCUCAGGUGUGGCAUGAGGAAGUUCCCAGGCUAUGGACUGAAUCACAGCUGCAGCUCCAAGUCUAUGUCACAGCCAGAGCCAAGCCUGAAACCCACACAAAAACUUCUAGGAAUGCUGGAUCCUUAACUCACUGAGCAGAAUUAGGGGUCAAAUCCACAUCCUCAUGGAUACAAGACAGAUUCAUUCCCAAUGAGCCACAAUGGGAACUCCCAGGUUGCUAUACUUUAGGAGGCUCUUGGUGUCAGUGAAGCUACAGAGGCCCCCACAAACCCACCCCUCCCUGUAGGAAGGUGACUAUGCAGCCUGCAGACCCCACCCCAGGCCCAGACAGGAAAUUCUCAAGCCCACCACCAUCAAUGUCCACUGCCUCCAUGGACCUGCUUCUCCCUAAGUGGAUGACACAGAUGACCCCAGGGAAAAUGUCAUGCCAGCUCUUUUGAGGCCUGCUUGGGCAGCUUUAAAAGUUCACCUGCAGAGUAACUAAGCAGCAGUAGCUAGAAAAACUGGAAAAAAAUGUUCAAGAGGGGAGGCCCUGGCAGCUAAGAAGAUAAAUCUAAUAGAAGGCUAACAUACAUAGGAAAAGUCUUGCUAAGUCAGACAAAAUCCUAGAGGCUACUUAUAAAAAGGGACAGGUUCAAAACACACAGAAGUCAAGUAUGUGCAUGGGGGCCCCUCAAUGAAGUAAAAGAAAAUUUGAAACUGAAAAGACUUUUGCACUUCUAAAGUCCUUAUUGAGUGAGGAAUUUCUACAGAUAAACUUUAUAAUGGCAAACAGCUGGGAAAUGAUGUGACAUAUAGAUCACAACACAAAGGGAGGAGAGAGAAAAUAUGCCUAUUGACCUCACUACUAAGAAAUAUGCAGAUGGAGCGCAAAAGCCCUGACAGCAGGCACUUAGCUCAACAGCUUUUAAAGUCAGAGCUGGGAGGAAAGGUCUGAGGGUCAGGAGGUCUGAGAGAGUGAAGCUGGGGUCAGUGGAGCACCACAAAUACCCUUAUUUAUAACCACAGGCAGAGGUGACUGACAGGACCUCCACAUGGGGGAGCAGCAAGGGCCUGGGGCUCCCCCUGGGCUCCUGGGUAUUUGCCAAAUGGAAAGACCCGAGAGCUCCAAAAUAAGGACCUUUAAUAAAAUCAUGAUAGAUCCAUAAUGCACAUGUUGCACAGCCACUGACACUGGCCCCAAGGUAAUGAUAGUCCCUAGUGUUGGUAUAAGUGCAAAAGCACUGCAGUGUCCUGUGGGCAGGAACAGAGCACGACUGUGAUACCACCCCCCGCCAAGGGGUGCUGGACACCUGGGGAGAUGGGCCAAGGGACAGUGGGACAAGGCCAGGCCUCCUGGGGGAGAUCAGUUUGGUCACAGGACCCUCCCCAGAAGGCAAGAGCUUCCAGGUAAGGGGCUCAGGGCUGAUGCUGACCAAUGAGAUGGCCCCUCAUGGAUGGAAUGGCAGUGACAUCAUAGUUCCGAUGCUGCCUGGCGCCCACUCUGCUUCGUGUCCGAAGGCAGUUGGGAGCCCUUGUGGUCUCUGACCUUCUCUGGAGAUUGCCUGUCUAUCCUGUUCUGACCCACUGUCCCCCUCAUCCACCUUGUCAUUGUUUCUAGAGGAGAGGCGCACCUGCAACAGCGAGAGCUCAGAAAGGUGAGCAAGAGAGGCACCCUCAUCCCUAAUGGGCACCUUGGGCACAGAGGCCACUUGGCAGGUGACCCCCUUCCCCAUGAGCUGUGGCUGAGCUGACACCAACACUGGAGCACAGAAGUUGGAGGCCCUUGUGGUUGCUGACCUGCUCUGACGCUCGCUUGCCUGCCCGCCCUGCUCUGACACACCUGAUCCCCACACCUUCCUGGUUGACUUAUUAUCAUUUUGAGAGGAGAGGCCCAUAUCCAACAGUGAGAGUCAGAAAGGCAGUUGGAGGCCCUUGUGGUCUCUGACCUGCUCUGACACUCGCCUGCCCUCCCUGUUCUGACCCACCGACCUGAACCUGGGUCCAUUUGUACAGCAGAGACCAGCUCUAACAGCAAGAGGCCAGAAAGGCUACUGGAGUCCCUCAGAGUUGCUGAUCUGCUCUGACACUCACUUGUCUGCCCACCUGAUCCUCACACCCGCCUGGUUACCUUUUUACCAUUUUGAGAGGAGAGGCCCAAGUCCAACAGUGAGAGUCAGAAAGGCAGUUGGAGGCCCUCGUGGUCACUGACCUGCUCUGACGCCUGCUUGUCUGUCUGCCCAACAUUCUCUGGCCUACUUGAUCCCCCACCCGACUGGAUACCUUGUUACAAUUUUGAAAGGAGAGGCCCACAUUCAACAGUGAGUGAGAAAGGCAGGUGGAGGCUCUUGUGGUCACUGACCUGCUCUGAAGCCUGCACAUCUUCUGGCCCUGAUCGAACCCACCUUAUCUCCACACCCACCUGCUUACCUUCUUACCAUCUUGAGAGGAGAGGCCCACAUCCAACAGCGAGAGUCAGAAAGGCAGUUGGAGGCCCUGUGUUCUCUGACCUGCUCUGACGCUCGUCCAUUUCUCCACCUCUCCCACCCCAUCCCUGGGUGCAUUUCCACCAAAGAGGCACAGCUCCAGCAGCGAGAGGUCACAAAACAUCAAACAUGGUGAAGCUGGAGACUCUGCUGGCCCUGGAACAAACAGAAAUAGUGGCCAAGUAUGAGCAGGGGCACCAGUCAGGGUCUCCCGCGGACCCGGACCCGUGGGAUGAUUCUGACCUCUCGUGCUACAAGGUCACCUACAGAUGGGAACAGCCUGGCCUCAGUACCCAGGGCCUCAGCAUCCAUGGCCUCAGCACCCACAAGGCGAGGCAAAGAGCCCAGGACAUUAGGCGAGCCACUAAGUGGGUGAAGAUGCUGAGGAACUGGAGUAAAUACCAGGGCAGUCGAAAGAUGCGCCGGCGAGUCUACAAGGGGAUCCCCCCACAGGUGAGAGGACAGGCAUGGUCUCUGCUCUUGGAUCUGGAGAAGGUGAAGGUGGAGAACCAAGGGAAAUACCAGGCAGCAAGCCCUCUUCAAUGUGCUCACAGCUUACUCUGUCUACAACACAGGAUGAGAGUUCCCAGCAACCCAAACUCCUGCGUGGCUCCCUGGAGGUGGCUCCGCACCCCACCUGCACUUUCCAGAAUAUUCCCUCAAGGAGCACCAGCUGAGAUGACCACACAGGAUGACCAAAGUGGGGUCUGCGGCUGCUCCACCACCACCAUGGCCCUCCAAGCCCCACAUAUGCCUGAGGUGGGCUACUGCCAUGGCAUGAACCAGAUUGUCGCCAUCCUGCUCAUGUUUCUUAAUGAGGAGGAUGCUUUCUGGGCACUGGCCCAACUGAUGGACAACAAAAGACAUGCGAUGCAUGGCUUCUUCAUUCCGGAGUUCCCGAAACUUCAGAGAUUGCAGGCCCAUCAUGAUAAGAUUCUGGAGAGGACUCUCCCCAAGCUGAAGAGGCACCUGGACAAGGAAUACAUGUACACAGAAAUUUAUACUAAGCUGUGGUUCCAACAUUGCUUUAUUGACCAGACACCUUUCUCACUCACACUAAGACUAUGGGAUGUAUACAUCCUGGAGGGGGAGCGAAUGCUCACAGCCAUGGCCUAUACAAUCAUCAAGCUGCACAGAAAACACCUCCUGAAGCUGCCCCUGCAAGGCCUGUAUGAGUUUCUUCAGGACAAGAUCUCCGGGCCCUGGGCCCUAGAGGAUGAUGCAGUGAUCAAAAAGCUACAGGCAUCAAUGGCUGAACUGCACAGGAAGAAUUGGGACCUGCCUCCCCCAGCAAAACCUGAGGAGUUCCCCACGAGGACCCUGGGCCUGGAGCGAUCAUCCCUGGAACCCAAGCCUUGCCCAACCAUUAUAAGCAUAAAGGAACUCUCUGUAGAGGACGGGCCUGACCUCCCUGGCCCACCUGCUAAGCACCAGCAGCCUGGACCCUCACACGGCCAGGCCUGCCUAAAGGCUGAGGAACACCAGCAAGAGCGGGCCAUGGUACCACAACUCCGUUGGAGGGCCCGAGAGCCACCACGUCUGGCCUGCCCAUUUCCACCCCUGGACAUACCUCAGGACCGGAUGUGGCCGUGGAGAUGGGCUUCUCUUCCCAACAUCCCCAAGAACUAUGAGUGUCCCCUCAAGUGGCCAAUUGAUAUAGGAUUCGAGCCCGAGUGUUGGGACCUUUGCCCCUCAGCACGGGCCAAGGUCGCCCUCAGGGCCACAUUGCAGGCCUAGCCCUGCAGUCCCACCAAGGCCCCAGCCACAGGUCCUGCCCAGGCCCACUGAACACGCAGCCACGUGGCCCAGGACACCCCUCCUGACCCAUAGCAAGUGCAGCCAAUGCCCCUCCCAGGGCCGUGAUCAGCACGACCAAGAUAGGAUACGUGAUUUCAAUUGCAUUACAAAUUGUAAUGCUACUCCAUCGUUUUGCAAAUGACUCUCUGACAUUAUCUAUGACAUAAAGGGCAUUUGUGAUGAAGUUUUUGACAAAAAUCCAGUGACUUCUAGGAUUUGUCUUUCAAAUGACAUGCAUCUAGCCACUUGUAGCAUGAAAUUAUUGAAUCCCAAAUCCCAGUGUCCACCACAGGGUGGCAGAAUUCAUCUUCUGCCACAGUCAUCAGGCUGCAAGUAUUCGUGGAGCAGACACUUCCAAAAACAUCUAAGCAUUCCUAUAAAGGAGCUCUAAUGGCACUGUACCAAUAAUUUCCCACUAUAAAUCUCCUAGAGCUAGUUUCAUUUCUUUCUUGUUACUAUGAUGCAAAAAUGGUAGUGGUGAAUUUGGUAGGGUUUGCAGCAUGUCUCUAAUGACCUUAGACCAUGUUAUUUCCAGAAACUGGCCUAAUUACGUCAAACCCUUUAGUUUGGCUAAACAAGAGUUCUAUUUGGCUAAUUCUAUUUACCACAGCUUGCAUAGUCUCCCAAGCUUCUCUCUUUGAGACAAAAACUAUUAUGAAGUUGUCAAUAUAAUGAAUUAACUUACUUUAGGUAUGGUAAUACAUAAAUCUUUUUUAAAAAGUAUGACAGUAUGCUAAAUCUAUAUCUUUGGGGGAAAAGAGUAAACCUAUACUGUAUUCUUUUGUAUAGAAAAGUAAACUAUGCCUGACAGUUCUUUGUUUCUAAAAGUUAAUCUGGAAGCAUAAAUGUAUGCAAAUUGCAAUUAAUUUUUAAAAGAGUAAUGAGUCUUUCUAGAAGACAAAACGAAUUAUAAUGUUAGAAUUAGAAUCAUAUCCUGGCUCAGAAAUACAUAUCGAAUGCAAAUGAUUAACAAAACAUGAAUUAGCCAAUUUCACAAAGAUAUAUUUAGAAUAAGGAUAUUUCAAUAUAAAAUAUGGAAUCCCUGCUGUGGCACAAUAGGACUGGCAGCACCAAGGGCACAGGUUCAAUCCCUGGCCUGGCACAGUAGGUUAAAUAAAAGAUCCUUUGUUGCCACAGCUGUGGAGUAGGCUGCAACUGCAUCUCAAAUAUGACCCCAGGCCUGGGCACUCCAUAUGCCACAAAAAAAUGUUUCAAUUAGGAUCAUUUUAGUUGUAAAUGAAAGGAAGAUCAAAUGAAAUUGUUUUUAAAUGUAAGGAUAUUGGUUGACUGGCUUAUGUAAAUACAAACUCCAAAACCUGGACAGCCUCAGAAUGCAUUGAUAAAAAUGAUCAAUUAUACUAUAAUAAAAUCCUUGACUUUUUGUAUUCUUA